This is a messenger RNA of Etheostoma cragini (Arkansas darter), 569 nucleotides long. RefSeq names its product class II histocompatibility antigen, M beta 1 chain-like. The transcript has 3 exons. Bases 78 to 488 code for a protein of 136 amino acids. Gene Ontology annotation, molecular function: MHC class II protein complex binding. Gene Ontology annotation, cellular component: MHC class II protein complex. Lineage: Eukaryota; Metazoa; Chordata; Actinopteri; Perciformes; Percidae. Gene Ontology annotation, biological process: immunoglobulin production involved in immunoglobulin-mediated immune response; positive regulation of T cell activation; antigen processing and presentation of exogenous peptide antigen via MHC class II. The record is from RefSeq and is a predicted model, not a curated record.
AACGUUGAUUUGUGUGUUUUUCAGGUAAUAUUAGCUCUGUACCCACCCUCAAGUUGAAUUCAGUGAAACACCCGUCAAUGCUUGUGUGCAGUGCCUAUAACUUUUAUCCAAAACAAAUCCGACUGACGUGGUUGCGCAACGGGCAGGAAGUCACCUUAUCGGUCAGUUUUUCUGAAGUAAUGCCUGAUGGGGACUUGUACUAUCAGAUUCAUUCCUACCUAGAGUCCACCCCGACUCAGGGAGAAAAAAUUACCUGCAUGGUUGAACACUUCACCCUCUCUGAACCAAUGCUUCAGGUCUGGGACCCCUCUCUUCCUGCGUCAGAAUGGAUUAAAAUUGCUGUGGGACUGUUUGGUCUGAAACUUGGUUUUGUUAUGUUGAGUUCUGGAUUCAUCUACUACAAGAAAAAUUCUAAAGCAAACAUCAAUCUCUGUCAAGGAAGCAUUUUGGUUCCACUGCAAGACGUCCCUGAAGUUGGAGCAACUUAGCAGUCAGAGCAAACUGACUGUAUUGUUGACUUAUUCAUCCAAGAUGGACUAAAUAUGAAACUUAGUGUGUCUUGAGUCAUA